Molecule: messenger RNA, 1026 nt
Organism: Acanthamoeba castellanii str. Neff
Lineage: Eukaryota; Discosea; Longamoebia; Acanthamoebidae
Product: dehydrodolichyl diphosphate synthase
Exons: 7
Coding region: 1-1026 (341 amino acids)
Biological process (GO): polyprenol biosynthetic process
Cellular component (GO): dehydrodolichyl diphosphate synthase complex; endoplasmic reticulum
Molecular function (GO): ditrans,polycis-polyprenyl diphosphate synthase [(2E,6E)-farnesyl diphosphate specific] activity
Source: RefSeq, a predicted model, not a curated record
AUGGACACUACGACGGAGCGAUACGAUGAACUCAAGAAUGACAAGACGCGAGCCGACGGGAGCCUGCCGCGACCUUGGUACGAGUUGUGGACUCGUAAAUUUUUCAACGCCGUCCUUGCCUGUGGCCCAUUGCCGAAGCACAUCGGCUUCAUCAUGGACGGAAACCGAAGAUUCGCGCAAAAGAAGUCAAUGGAGAAGAUCGUAGGACAUACAAUGGGAUUCAACAAACUGAAAGAGGCGCUCGAGUGGUGUCUCGAGCUGGGCGUGGAAGUGGUGACGGUCUACGCGUUUUCGAUGGAGAACUUCAAAAGGAGUCCAGAGGAAGUGAGCGCGCUGAUGCGACUCGCGGCAGAGAAGUUCGAGGAGCUUCUCAACCAAGAGGACAUCAUACACAAACACGGCGUGUCGAUCCGAGUGCUUGGGGACAUUUCUCUAGUGCCCGACUACCUGCAGCAUUCGAUGGCGACGGCAAUCCACAACACACGAAACAACUCCAAGUACCUGGAGAUGGUGACUGCCGCCCAGACCCUCUCUGCCGGUGUCCAGGAGGGCCUCAUCAACGUUGAGGACAUCAACGGCGAUCUGCUGGAGGAGUGCAUGUACACGUCCGGAUGUCCGCCGCUGGACAUCCUCAUCCGCACCUCCGGCGAGAAGAGGCUGAGCGAUUUUCUUCUGUGGCAGUCUGCGCAUUGUUGCCUCUCCUUUGUGGACGUGCUGUGGCCGGAGUUUUCGGCGUGGGAUCUGUAUCGAACCAUACUCUUCUACCAACAGAACCACGCGCACAUCAAGGAGCGUCGAGAGGCGUACGAGCGAACCAAGCGGCAGAGCCAAAAGGAACUCGACCUGCACGAACUGCAGAAGGGCAGCGGCGGUAUCGCCUCUCUCCACGGAGCGCUGGAGAAGGUCGAGGCCGAACGCGUCCAGCGAACGCAGCACUUCCUAGGCGUUGCUAGACAGCGCCAGAGUGACCUUAUCGCGGGCUUGUGCACUCAGGAAGAGGCGCUCCGACAACAGGAAAGGAACUGA